This is a messenger RNA of Rana temporaria (common frog), 9036 nucleotides long. It is a transcript of the gene CNOT6L, whose product is annotated as CCR4-NOT transcription complex subunit 6 like. The coding region runs from base 516 to 2234 and encodes 572 amino acids. Gene Ontology annotation, molecular function: poly(A)-specific ribonuclease activity; protein binding. Gene Ontology annotation, biological process: nuclear-transcribed mRNA poly(A) tail shortening. The transcript is spliced from 14 exons. The record is from RefSeq and is a predicted model, not a curated record. NCBI's taxonomy places the organism in Eukaryota, Metazoa, Chordata, Amphibia, Anura, Ranidae. Gene Ontology annotation, cellular component: cytoplasm; CCR4-NOT complex; nucleus.
UCCCCUCCUCUUCCUCUCGUCUCCUCAGGAAGGCCCGCCUCGGCCUGUGAACGCCCCUUUUAUGCCCCCUCUGUGUACACACACAUCCUCCUCACCCUGAUUAUUCAGCUCACCAUUCGCCUGACUCCUCCAGCCAGCGGGCGCCUCGUCUAAACAGGCCGGACACUGGGGACAUCGCGUACCCGCCUCAGGUGACUUCAGCUCGGCCAGUCUCUUCUCUCCCCCCCCACCUUCCCCCCUCCUCUCCGGCUGCCUGCAUGUAUUUACAGUUUAUCGGCUCCCCCUCAGCCCCCGACCACAGGCAGCCAGAGCCCGGCCUGCACCGACCAGUCCCAGCGGACAGCCAGGAGGCUCUGCAUGCAGGUCUUUUACCUCUUGAUUCCCAACGUGUGCAACACUGUUUGAGACGCAUUUCUCAGAUUCACCUUUUCUGCUGCUCAUUCUUGUAGAAACUACUGACCUGCAGACAGAGCAGUGAUAAACACGCUUCAUGCUGAUUUAACAGAUUAACAGGGAUGCCAAAAGAAAAAUAUGACCCCCCUGAUCCGCGUCGAAUUUAUACAAUUAUGUCAGCAGAAGAGGUGGCCAACGGUAAAAAGUCUCACUGGGACGAAUUGGAGAUCUCCGGUCGGGUGCGGAGCUUAAGUACAUCGCUCUGGACAUUGACCCACUUGACUGUGCUGCACCUCAGUGAUAACAACCUCUCCCGUAUCCCGCCUGAUAUUGCCAAGCUCCAUAAUCUGGUUUAUUUGGACCUUUCUUCCAAUAAGCUCAGAAGUUUACCAGCAGAGCUAGGGAACGUAGUGUCUCUCAGGGAAUUGCUUUUAAAUAACAAUCUGUUACGGGUUUUACCUUAUGAACUGGGGCGGCUGUUCAGGCUUCAGACCCUGGGGUUAAAAGGCAAUCCUUUAUCACAGGAUGUUCUCGGUCUGUACCAGGAGCCAGAUGGAAUCCGAAAGCUACUGAACUACAUGCUUGACAAUCUAGCAGUUCAUCCAGAACAGCUUCCUCAGAGGCCAUGGAUUGCUUUAAAAGAAAGAGACCAAAUUCUCCCCUCAGUUUCCUUCACAGUAAUGUGCUUCAAUGUGCUGUGUGAUAAGUAUGCUACUCGGCAGCUCUAUGGCUACUGCCCUUCUUGGGCAUUAAACUGGGAGUAUCGGAAGAAAGGGAUCAUGGAAGAGAUAGUCAGCUGUGAUGCAGAUAUCAUCAGUCUUCAGGAAGUUGAAACUGAGCAAUACUUUGCUCUUUUUCUGCCAACAUUGAAAGAACGUGGAUAUGAUGGCUUCUUUUCUCCAAAGUCACGUGCCAAAAUAAUGUCCGAGUCAGAGAAAAAGCACGUGGACGGCUGUGCAAUAUUUUUUAGAACAGAAAAAUUUUCACUGGUGGCAAAACACACCGUUGAAUUCAACCAGGUUGCCAUGGCUAAUUCUGAGGGCUCAGAAGCCAUGCUAAACAGAGUGAUGACAAAGGACAAUAUUGGAGUCUCUGUUUUGCUAGAGGUCCACAAAGAUCUCCCUGGUGGAGAUCGCCCAGAUCACUUUUACAUGACAGACGGGAGCCGACUGAAUAACGGUAACAGCUACUGCACCCGCAUGAAACCCCAUCAUUCAGCGGAAAAAACGUUACUCAUAGUAGCAAAUGCUCACAUGCAUUGGGACCCAGAGUACUCUGAUGUCAAGCUUAUCCAAACUAUGAUGUUUGUGUCUGAAUUGAAAAGCAUUUUAGAGAAGGCUGCAUGCCGACCUGGCAGCCCUGCACCUGAUCCAAAUUCCAUCCCCUUUGUCUUAUGUGCUGAUCUAAAUUCUUUACCAGAUUCAGGUGUGGUGGAGUAUUUGACAAAUGGAGUGGUAGCUGACAAUCACAAGGACUUUAAGGAGCUUCGAUACGAUGAGUGUCUCACAAACUUCAGCUGCAAUGGAAAGAACGGGACCCCGGAUGGAAGAAUAACUCAUGGCUUCCAACUGAGGAGCGCCUAUGAAAACAACUUGAUGCCUUACACCAAUUACACCUUUGAUUUCAAGGGUGUCAUUGACUACAUCUUCUAUUCCAAGACACACAUGGACGUUCUUGGCGUCCUGGGGCCUUUAGAUCCUCAGUGGAUGACGGAGAACAACAUCACUGGCUGUCCUCACCCCCAUAUUCCUUCUGACCACUUCUCACUGUUAACGCAGCUGGAACUCCACCCUCCACUUCUGCCUCUUAUUAACGGAGUACAUUUGCCAAGCAGGAGGUAGUGCUGGCUGACAGCUGGGCACUUGUUCUCAUGGACCUGUAUACCUGUAAAAGAAUCUGUAGGAGUGAAGUAUGGCCAACCUUAAGCUGCUUUCUCACGGCUCCUUCCCUCCUGUCAACGCCGUGGCUCUGCAUUUUAUUGCAGGGAGGCAAUAUUUGGAAUUAGGGCUGGUACAAAAGCUAUCCUCCUCCCAGCUGUGCAUUUUUGUUCAUUUUUAAAAAGCUUAACUUUUUUUUGUUUUUCUACUGCCCAUAUUUUUGUUUUCUUAUUUGUCUUGUACAAGAUACUGUUAGCAACACAACGACUGCUAGAUACAAGACAUGUUUCACUCCCUUCCUAUUUUUUCCAUUUAAUAAGUUUCUCUCUUCUGAUUACUUAGCAGGAGUCAUAACUCCUUUUUCCACUGGUAUCCUAAGAAAAAAUAGGUUAUGUUUAGACUGUGAAAAACUGACAUGAUUCACCCAGUUAACCAAGGUUAUAUUGGCUUUUCUUCAUCUGAUCAAGCACAAUCUGACUGUAAUACGUUUGUGGCUCUUGCACCUCUGCAUUAAUUUCUAUAGUGGGGGUAAGAGGUGGUUAUGAGCCUGUAAAUGGUGUGUGAUAAUCACUGGCUGUGAAGAGAACCUACUUGUUCAAGCGGCAACUUUAUUUUAUUUUUUUCUUCGCUUUCACCAAUGAAAGUUGCUUUUUGGUAUAAGCAUCCUUGCUUAUUAGACAUGGGUUAAAUGCAAUUUUUUUUUUUGAGGGGGGGUGGUCUUUGGCCUAAAUCCAAAGGAGUGUUUAACUUAAUAGAUUUGUAACCAAAGAUGUCACUCAUAUCUACAGUCCUUGCCAUGACAUAUAUAUUAUUAUUUUUUUUUUUUUUUUUUUGCUCCAUCGAUGUAUCAUCGCUUGAAUAACCUUCAGCAUUCUCUUCAGAGCCAGGUGGCAUCACAGUUUGAGGCGUUGAAUGUCAGACCACCAAAUUUUGCGCAUUGUCGUGUUACCAAACAAAUGGUGAGCACAGUCAUGACAACACACGGGUAAUACAGGCACACUUGUAUAUACAGAUCUUCUUUCCCAUGUUUACUAUUCCCACCUAAGACAUAAGCACUGGUAGUUUACAUUUUUAUACGCUGGGAUGUUCCUUUAUCUAAAUAAGCAGUUUAUCAAUCUUCUCCAUUGUAAAGAUUCUUGGCACAUUGAAAACUAUACCGAUACAUUUGUUUAAAACGUACCUUCCCUUUUUUGUUUCAGCAGUCUAUAUUCAAUUUAUACUUUUUGUAGCGAGUGAGGUCUUAAAAAAAAAAAAAAAAAAAUGUAUAGACACCUGGCCAUGAAGGGGUUAAACAUUCUUGCAAGUUGUCUUAGAUGAAUAGCAUUGCACUAGUUGGAAGGCCUCUAGCUGCAAACUUUUUUUUUUUUUUUUUUUGUCCUGCUUUUUGCUGCUAUGUUUUUAAAACUGAUUUUAAUCAAAAUUUUCAAUGCACUUUAUUAUUCUGUAUACCAUUACGUGAUCACUUCCCAGAAGACAUCUGCUUUUUUGAAUGUUUUAAUAAAGAGGUCCAUUUGAAUUGGCUCUAGCAGAAGAGUGCACACCAAAUUCACCAGUUUAGCCAUAAAUAGUAGCUUCCACCUGCUUGUGGACCAUCUUGCAUACAGCUUAUACAGAACAGUUUAGCAUUGUCUUACAAAUGACACGUCUUGACCACCACCUCUCCGAAGUGCCUCUGAAUAUUUUUCCAGAUCCAUGAAUGCAGAUAUUUUCAUAUGUGCAUAAAUUUUUUUUUUUUUUGCACGCAGUUUCCCACUCUAUUUAAAAUUCAAGAUUUGAAAUGCUUCUUUGGCAUGCUUUAGCAAACCUUUGUGGAAUACAUAUAAACGUUUGUAGACCAACAAACAAGCUGUAGUUUGAGAGCCUGCCUUCUGUCUGUGCACUUGUGAAUCUCCCAGUCUUUGCAUUUGGCUUGUGUAGUGAAUUUAGUCUAUGUGCUUGUUGGGACAGAUUUAUGGUCAGUAUUUUGUCCACUGUGAUACUGAUGCAUAUCACUGGUACCUUUUUUUAAUUUCGACUUGUGUGCACUGUAUUACAGUAAGUAGGCUUACUCUGUCAUAUGUGCUUUGUUUCCUGUAGCAUUGGUAAUGUCAUCUGUCAGAAAAGGUUGUCCAGUUUUUAUCCAUCUUGGCCAAAACCACUUGACAAGAGCCUUUUCCUCAAGUGCUCAAAUGAAGACUAAAGAUUAUACUCUUCAAAAAUAUCCCUAUUGUUCCUAUAGGCAGAUUAUCACCAUAUGAACCGUUGCUCAUUAUGGUGAAAUAAGUCCUUGACACUGACACGCAGCUUCAUGCAUCCCAAGGCAUUCUAAAGCAUUUGAGGCGCAUUUAAUAAAUUGUAGCUGGUAGAUAAUCGCUGUUGUAAAGACAAGUCAACAUUUUGUCUUGGGCUUCAUUUUAUAACGUUGCAUGAAGGAUGCUUUUCUCAGUCUGUUCCAUAGCAACCGUUUUGGUUCUCACCUUCACACUUGGUGUGAAGAGAGAAUUUCUUUGGUUUUGCUGGGGUGACGCUGAAAAGAGCAAGAACAGUUUAAUGAACAUUAGACCUUGCGCUGGAUACCUAAUGAACCAAUGGCAGUCGUAUCCCAACGAGAAUGUGUUUUUUUGAAUGAUUAAGAGUACAAACCCAAAGGCUCAGUGUAAAAUCUUCGAGGUUGUAAGGAAAAGAAAUAACUGUAAGACUGUCUGCAUUUACUAUUUCUCAGGUACUGUAUAUACUAUUUUUGAAGUGUAUAUAGAAAAUUUACCAGACAAAAGAUUACAAGUCUUGGUAAUCUGCUCCGUAUUUGUUUUUCUUUUUGGCUUUUGGAGAAAAAUUUGUGUAUUGUAGCACAAAGAAUAUGUGAACAUCCUAAGGUCUGGCACUACGUAUUAACAUUCACAUCUGGAGAAGAGGACCCUUCUUUAAAAAAAGAUUUAAAAAAAAACCUACCCAUAUUAAGAAUUGUUGCAUGUGCAUUGGUAAAUUCACUUAAAUGGGCAACCUCAAGCUAAAUGUUACACCAUUUUGAUAUUGACUUAUAGCAAUAUUAAUUCACUCUUCAAACAAGCCACCAUUUGUGGAUUUCAAUUUGGACUAGGUAGCAGACUGUGUACUUGGAUUUCAUAGUUGGGAAGACAUCAAAAUGUCCUUGUGAUGCCACGUGACAUAAUGUGACCUGUGGUUUUCUAUUAUGAGACAACGUUAUUGGUGUAACCACAGUGUAUUUAGUAGGCUAUGCCCAUUAUCCUUAAUAUUGCAGUGGUACAUUGAUAGCGGAGUAAAAAUGAUCAGUUUUUUUUUGUACAUUGGCAAUCUAUUUUUUUUUUCUAUGUGAGGAUUUUAAAGUUUAUACAUUUAGAGGUAAUAAAACAUUGUGAGCUAUUUUAUAAAGACGUUCUGUGAUUUUUAAUUGAUCAAAGCUGCUUUAUGUUACACAAAUAAAAAUUCGAUUUCUUCUGUUUUUAACCCCUUCACCACCAGAGGUCGAGACAGUUUGCAGACCCCUCUAAAAAUCAAAGGGAUUUACUUUUACUUUUGUUUGCCAAAAGUUUAUAUAUAAUUUUUUUUUUCCAUUCCUUUCAUUGAUUUUCAUCCAUUCAGUCCAUUUUUUUUUUUUUUCUGAAAGCAGAUUUAAUGUAUUUUUAAUGCUAAAAUAAACUUGGUGGGACCUGGUAGGAGAAACUGGAUCCAGAUUCAGAAUAUCCUAUAGUGUGGUUUUGUCUUUUGCUAUCCAUUUAUUUUUUUAUUUUUUGGUCCCUCUCAGUGGUUGCCCUGUACAUCAGACUAAUCAUGUCUGAUCUCAAUGAUUGUAAAGACAUUCAUAAAUAAAACUUUUUUAAUGACUUUAACUGAAGUAAAUAAAUGGAAAAUUACAUAUGCAAAAUGUUGUGUUUUAAAGUCUUCUAACACUUCAUACACACUUUGAAGGAGUGAAUUUGCUCAAGGAAUAACGUUUGCACUGGCAUAGUGUUUAAUAUACUUCAUGAUUUUGUACUAAAUAUCCUUUAAAAGGGUCAGUCCACAUAAAACUGGUAUUUGUUUUGGCAGGUACUAGAUGGGUUAAGUUGCCUCGUAGUUCCUGACAUCUGAGUUUAAGAUUUUUUUUUUUUUUUUCUUCCCUGGGUGCACACCUGCCUUGGCCAUGAUUGAGAGGGGUGAGGUGGAUCCCUGCUGGAUUUUUAAUUUUGUAUUAUGCACAUUGUGAGAUAAGGUGCUGGAACACAGAAGGGUGGGUGGUAACUAUCUAAAACUCCCAGUUGGAUAGGAACAGAGUUUAGAAAUUGGGCGGGGGAAGGGGGGGGGGUCUUGCUUUUGUAAUAUUCAAGACCGAGACCUACUCGUCUCAUGUUAUACGAUUUAUUGAAAUGUUUUACUUUUCAAGGGACUGACCCUUUUCGUGUGUGUGUGUGUGUGUGUGUUUUUUUUUUUUUUUUAGAUUUAAUACCUGGUUCCCUUGGCCAGUGCAAAAGUGUAGUCCUCGGGUAAAUGUUUCUGUGUAUUUCUGGAUGGCUAUUUCACAUAACAUUCUACGAUGCUUUGCUUGUAUAGUAAAGUAAAACCCCAGUUUUUUUGUUUUGUUUAGUGGGAAUAAGCAGCAACCCAUAAUCCAAAGAUCGUUUUAAUUUCAGCAUAUUGCUAGGUAUGUCCCAUGCAUCAGACUGGCUGUAGCUCAAUUAUUUCUGAUUCUUUAUAUACCCAUCACAGAAUAAAGGUUGUGCCACAGCCACUGUUUUUUAUUUUUUUUUAUUUUUUUUUGCAGAUUUGAAUUUUCAAUUACUUUUGCAGUCUUGCCCUAUUGGUGUUUUAAGGUGACGUGUUGGUUUUUUAUUUUUUUUUUCAAAAGUACUGGAGUUUUUCUUUAGGUAUUGAAAUGUCUGUCUGGAAAUGCACACAUACUUUAUUGGUCAGUGGACCUAACACAGGCCAAGUUCCCUGAUGAUCAUUUUGACCAGUCAAAACAAUUUUAGAUUUUAAGAAGUCUUAAUAGAAAAUAUAUAGCUCCCUGUCUCCAUUUGUCAGUUCACCUUCAACAGUCUCUGGACUGGAUGCAGUAAAUGUCAUAUGUUACACUUUUUGACCUGAUUAACUAAUACAGGCAGCUUACUUAUGUUUUCCCCAUGUACCUUCAGGCCUGGAAUGGGCACCACAAUGCAGAAAUUUUAUUUUUUCCAUGUUUCUGUUAACCAUGACUUUUUUGCUCUCCCUCACCAUAGAGUUUUAAGCUAUUUCUAUCAUAUUGGAGCACAUUCUCUGCAAUAGUAGUGGCCGUUCGCUCGUAAAAUGCACCUCCGUUGGGCAAACUGUCCACUAAUUUGAUGCAUUUUAUAAAUAUUUCUGUUUUAAACAUAUUUCCAUGGAGGCUGUUGGAUGAUAUUCCUGUUUUUACCAUGUUGAUCCUGUCUGUGCCACCAUUGGAAUCUAUGUCCUGUAAAAAAAAAAAAUGGUGUUGUGUAUUACCUGACAAAUAUCAGAUCACUAUCGGCUGGUAGAUUUAUUUAUUUUUUUCUGUUCUUUGUAUUUUAGCUUUAUGUGCUAAGCCAGUCUCUAAACAAACUGUUACAGCUGCCUACCUAUAUAUUGCCCUUAGACAGGUUGGAAAAGUUGUAGCUAGAGUUUAAGUGUUGGGUUUCCUGCAGCUCCCUCAGGGCCUGUACGAUUACUGGAAUUUGGUUUUGAAUAAUGUCCUAUGUUCAUCCAGAUCUCACAAUUAUCUGGUUGUCUUCUUUUUUUUUUUUUUCCUUUUUUAACCAGCAGCACUGCCUAUGAAAGCAGAAAAAAAGUAAAAAUAAAAAUCUUAACCCUAUUUCAGGGUGAUGAUUUUUUAAGUGAUUUUAUGUAAUAAAAUGUAUGAGAUAGCUAUUUUCUAUUUUCUGUGUAUUAACAUGGUGAAAAGAUUGUCGAUUCUGUUAUACAGUAUCCUCAGAACUGGCACAACAUAGUCACAUCUUUUUGAUAUACUUUCAUCUCUGAGAGUUAUAUAGAAAUAUAUAUUUUUGUUUUACACCCAAGGCUCAAAUAUUUUUCAAUAAAAAUGAAACCGUGGAAAAACCUUUUGCGGGCAUGUUUUAACAUUUGAGCCAGCUCAACCUCCACCAUCCAUGUGCUUGUAUGUGUAGAAUGUAGUGGCAUUGUACAAUACUGUUCUAAAGCUACACUUUCUUUUAUAUUGCUGUAGUGGAAUCUAUUUGUUUGAUUACACCCAGAACUUCAUAAAUUUUUUUUUUUUUUUUUUGUGUGUGAUGAACCAUAAACAUUCAUUGGUGUUUUUUUUGCUUCAAGUGAAGCUGUGUAUUGAAAACCAUUAACUUUUUUUGUUUUUAUAUCCCCCCCCCCCCAAGCUGUGUUUAAUGGCUUUCAUUACUUAUCUGAUAAGAUUUGGCUCCUCUGACUCGUAAACAUUUACUCAGCAUGGUAUACGUUACUUGGUAUCUCCCUGAACGUUUCUAACCUAUACUUGCCAUUUGCUUUAAAAUGUGACGCUCUGUUUUAGCAAGUAAUUUUAGGGUCCCUUUUUGCUUUGCUAAUUUAGUUCACUAAAGAACCAAGCACUUGGAGGCUGUGGCUGCCCUUUAGUAAUUUCUGUACAGAAAAGUUGAAGCUUGUAGUUUUACAAUUCAUUGCGUGACCACAGAAAUCCUAGUUCUCGCACACAGCAGCAAUCAAGUUUAAAAUCCAACGGCAAGUAGUUUUGAAUCAUACGUAUCAUUACUGUAAAGCGCUUUCUCAUCGAAUCGUGCCCAAAAGUGUGUUUCAAUUAAGACUGCAAUAAACCUUUGUUCCCACUGGC